AACAACAUCCUACUGACACACAGUUGCGAAGCGAUCUACCUCCCUCGUAUAGUGGGGUUCAGUUCUUAUAUAAAUACAAUGUGCCCUCAGUGGAUAUCAGUGUAACAUUAUUUGUGUACAGUGUACUAAGAAACAUGAAGACUUUUAUUGCUGUAUUGUUCGUGGCUGCUGCGGUUCUCGCUGAGCCAAGCAAAGAACCAAGCAAAGUGGUCCAGAAGCGAAGUGGCCUAGUUGGGCACUAUGGUGGUCUAUACGGAGGCAGCUUAGGUGGUCAUGGGUAUGGACUAGGCGGAGGGUAUAUCUCAUCUGGAUCUAGUCUCGGCUAUGGAUACGGAGGACUUGGAGGCGGUCUCGGCGGAGGUUUUGGUAGCGGCAUCGGUAGCGGCAUCGGCAUCGGAUCGGGCGCAAUUGUCGGCGCCAACGUUCACACAACCGUAACCAAGCAUGUUGGUGUGCCCGUGCCCGCACCUUACCCAGUAGCUGUUGAUAGACCAGUUGCCGUCCCCGUUAAGGUUGCAGUGCCUGUCCCAGUAGACCGACCCUACGCCGUUCCAGUGCCCAGGCCCUACCCAGUGGCUGUAGAGAAGCCCGUAGCUGUGCCCGUUGACAGGCCUGUGCCCUACCCCGUGCCCCAUGCCGUGCCCUAUCCAGUGGUUAAACAGGUCGGAGUUCCAGUGCCAGCCCCCUACCCAGUCCCAGUGCCCAGGCCAGUCGCCGUCCCAGUCGCUCAGCCAGUAGCCGUCCCAGUAGCCGUCUCUAGCGGCGGUCUCGGCGGUAUCGGCGGUGGUAUCAGCAGCGGUAUCGGCGGUGGUAUCAGCAGCGGUAUCGGCGGUGGUAUCGGCAGCGGUUUCGGCGGCGGUUACGGAGGCAGUUACGGAGGCGGUUAUGGAGGCGGUUACAGUAGCUACAGCAGCGGUUACGGUCUCCACGGCGGUAUCAGCAGCGGCCACGGCAUCAUCAGCGGCGGUCACGGCAUCAUCAGCAGCGGCCACGGCAUCAUCAGCAGCGGCCACGGCAUCCACUAAACUAUCUCCUAGACUAGUAACAUUCGGUUGUCAGGGGCGGCGUGCUUGGGCGUUAUGAGGCAAGAGUAACUAAUGACCAUUGUAUUGUAAACUGUCUUGAUGUUUCAAUAGUUCACGUAUCAACACUUAGAUAUGUGCACACUGCACGUAAUCUUUUUGCAAAAGUGUCGGCACUUAUCUGUACUAAAUCGUGUAUUAACCUUACCCAUACUACGCUCGGAGCUUUUAAAUUUAAGACUGAUGAGUAAAACCGAAUAUCGACAAGGCAUUAGAGGCUAAAGUCACAAGUUGUGAUCUAGGUUAGGCAUUAAGCACAUGGGGGUAGGGUCGUGCAAUUUAGGUACAAAGCUUUGCUGCAAACCGGCUGUCUCAUGUAAGAAGAUCGCGACUCAGAACGGUACAAAUUAUAAUUGCUUGUCGCCAAAUUUUUGAGGUAAAUAGAUGCGUAGUUUUAUGCUCUUUAUUAUACCCACAAUUCUAUAUCACUAUAGUAUUUUGUCUGGGACACUUAAUUGUUUAACAAAUAGGUUUGUGUAUAAACAUGCUUUGUUGAACAAUUAAUUGUGGUCUUAAAACUUGAGUAAAUAUCAAAGCUUUAACAAGAUGUUACACGAAUGUUCGCUAAAUAUUAUAUAUUUGUAAAACGCUCGAUCUCUUUAGAAGAGCAAUCUAAGUACCUGGUUUUUGUACUUUUGUAUAUAGUAUUUCUAAUGUUUAGUUUUAAGCUUCAACAAUGAGUUUAUUUCGACCGCAGUCGGCUAAAAACUAUUACGAACCUUUUUCAUAAUAAAUGGUUGUAUGAAA
Zerene cesonia (dogface butterfly) is the source of this 1829-nucleotide messenger RNA. Its product is annotated as tetra-peptide repeat homeobox protein 1-like. The transcript is spliced from 6 exons. NCBI's taxonomy places the organism in Eukaryota, Metazoa, Arthropoda, Insecta, Lepidoptera, Pieridae. The coding region runs from base 135 to 1025 and encodes 296 amino acids. The record is from RefSeq and is a predicted model, not a curated record.